AAAAUGGAGCGGUUUUCGGUGCUGCCGGAAUCAUUUUCCGGCGACAUGACGGAGCAAUUGCUGGUAAUUUGGGGCCUAAUUAAGGCCCCAAUAAUCGUGCCGCUGCUGAAUAUCGGUGUGUUGAUCUGCUUGUCGAUGUCAGUAAUGCUGUUCAUUGAGAGAUUGUACAUGGGCGUCGUCAUCACCUUCGUCAAGAUCUUCGGCCGCAAACCAGAUAAGAGAUACAAAUGGGAGGCACUCAAGGACGAUUUGGAGCGCGGAAACUCCGCCUAUCCCAUCGUUCUCAUCCAAAUCCCGAUGUUCAACGAAAGAGAGGUCUAUCAGCUCUCCAUCGGAGCUGCAUGCGGCCUCUCCUGGCCGUCCGACCGAUUCAUCGUCCAAGUUCUCGACGAUUCAACCGACUCCACCAUCAAGAAUAUGGUGGAGAUGGAGUGCCAGCGAUGGGCGAGCAAAGGGAUCAACAUCAAAUACGAAAUCCGGGACAACAGGACUGGAUACAAAGCUGGAGCCCUGAAAGAAGGCCUCACGCGCUCGUACGUUAAAAACUGCGAAUAUGUGGCAAUAUUCGACGCAGAUUUUCAACCGGAACCGGAUUUCCUGUGGCAAGCCAUCCCUUUCCUCGUCCACAACCCUGCCCUCGCCCUCGUUCAAGCUCGCUGGAAAUUCGUGAAUGCGAACGAGUGCAUGUUGACGAGAAUGCAAGAGAUGUCGCUAGACUAUCAUUUCACUGUGGAGCAAGAAGUUGGCUCAUCUACAUAUGCUUUCUUUGGCUUCAACGGAACUGGAGGUGUGUGGAGGAUUGCUGCAAUCGAGGGGGCGGGAGGAUGGAAAGAUCGUACAACAGUUGAAGAUAUGGACUUGGCGGUUCGUGCAAGCCUCAAGGGAUGGAAGUUUUUGUAUCUUGGCUCUCUAGAGGUGAGAAACGAGUUGCCUAGCACGUUCAAGGCAUAUCGACACCAACAACAUCGCUGGUCGUGUGGCCCUGCAAAUCUGUUUAGAAAAAUGUUGUGUGAGAUUAUAAGAAACAAGAAAGUAACAACAUGGAAGAAGGUUUAUGUGAUAUACAGUUUCUUCUUCAUAAGGAAGAUAAUAGCCCAUAUAGUCACUUUUCUGUUCUACUGCAUAGUGCUGCCUGCUACUGUGUUGGUACCCGAAGUCGAGAUCCCGAAAUGGGGUGCGGUUUACAUUCCUACCAUCAUCACCCUCCUCAACGCAGUUGGAACUCCGAGGUCAGUCCAUUUGCUUAUUUUCUGGAUCCUUUUCGAGAAUGUGAUGGCAAUGCACCGCGCCAAGGCCACCCUGAUGGGGUUGCUUGAGAUUGGGAAAGUGAACGAGUGGAUUGUCACUGAGAAACUCGGGGAGGCCCUUAGGUUGAAAUCCGCAAUCAAAGCUUUGAAGAAACAUCGGUUUAGGAUUGGAGAUAGAAUCCAUUUGUUAGAGCUUUUUACCGGUUGCUACCUCUUCUUUUGUGGCUGCUACGACUAUUCGUAUGGGAAACACAACUUCUUCAUAUACCUCUUUGUCCAGUCCAUGGCCUUCUUAAUCAUGGGAUUCGGCUAUGUUGGGACCUUCGUCCCUUCGUGAGAUCACUACGAGGAGAAGCCUUGCUUCGAUUAGUGCUUUGCUGAAUUUGGAAGCAUGGGGCAGUCUUGGCUUCCAAGUUCUUGCUUCCCUUUCUCUACUUUUUUCAAAAAUCUUUUAUAAUGCUUUUUAGUUAGA
Molecule: messenger RNA, 1719 nt
Organism: Salvia splendens (bonfire salvia)
Lineage: Eukaryota; Viridiplantae; Streptophyta; Magnoliopsida; Lamiales; Lamiaceae
Product: glucomannan 4-beta-mannosyltransferase 9-like
Exons: 8
Coding region: 4-1584 (526 amino acids)
Cellular component (GO): Golgi apparatus
Molecular function (GO): mannan synthase activity
Source: RefSeq, a predicted model, not a curated record